UGGGCUAAUGUUAGCUAGCAGGCUCUGUGUUCAUCUACACAUGCUGUCACGGAGCUUUCGGUGCACUGGUGAAACCCCGGGCAGAAUCAAAGCAAGCUUGCCAACUACCACGUUAAGCCGGGAAUUUCUCAUAAAACGCCGUAUCAGUGAUGGCCAAUGCAUCAUUUUCUCAUGAUGCAUUUCUAGAUUAAACAGGUUGUGUUAGCUAGCUUCUUAUUUUACCUUCAAGUGUCUAGCAAUUUAACUAAGUUAGGAUAGUCCCCUCUUUUAAUGUUAGCACAGCUACGUUAGCUUGUUAUAGAAUAUACACGUAUCACUGUUUGCUAAUGUAUAUACAUGGCAAAUGUGUGACUUCGCAAUCUUGCUAAUUUAGCUAGCCAGAUAGCUGGAUACACACUGAGGCGUGCUAGCUGUCAAUGCUACAUAGCGUUUAUGUUCAAGGUGAACUAUGCAUAUCAAGAUCCUCGGAAACUCGCUGCGUUUGCUGCAGAAUCUGGAGAAGAGUUUUGGCAGCCCGACUGGAUUUAAUCUCUUACAUUGCUGGCUCAGACCCAAACCACCGACCCAGCCGAACCCGUUUUUGACAGAGAGAACCCAAUCCUGCUUCACUGCCGCACGCAGUGACUUCAGUCAAAGACGUUACCCAGACCCUUUCUGGAACUGUCGUUUAAGAUGGGAAAGACGCUUGCUUUCGGGGGAGCAAUGCGUUUUUGGAUCAGCCGUACACAGGACAGUUUGCCUGACCACGAUAGUGCCAAAGCGGUUCUACACGGCCUCUGCCGCCGUGCCAGUCGCAAAAAAGAUGGCGUUGCCGGGGAAGCGGGCGCCCAAAGGCCCGAGGACCAAGCAGCCGUCUAGAUCCAACCAGCCCUUGUUGGAAGAGGACACGGACUUGAUGCAGUGCAUCGCGUUCGCCACAGCGGACCACUACAUCUUACCCUCUCUCAGCCAAGAAUUGACGGCCCACGGGUUUCUAGAAAUGACGGAUUUUCCCAGAGAUGCACCCAAUGUGCUCAUUAUGGGGGGAGAAAUGGCUUCUAAGGCUAAUGACUGUGCAAAGAUAUUUUUCUUCAGGGAGGGCUCUGUUGUCUUCUGGAAUGUAGAGGAGAAAAUGAUGAAAAACGUGAUGAGGAUCUUGGAGCGUCACGAGGUCAACCCGUACGAGGUGGCCCUGGUUCACUGGGAGAACGAGGAGAUCAACUACUCACUGGCCGAGGGAACCUCGAAGCUGCACCGUGGGAACUUCCUGCUGAACUGCGAGCUGGAUCCGGACCAGGCGGUGCUGGAAAAGUUUGCCUUCUCCAACGCUCUCUCGCUAUCAGUGAAACUGGCCAUAUGGGAGGUGUCUCUGGACAAUUUUGUGGAGUCGAUUCAGUCUAUCCCCGAGAUGCUGAAAUCCGGAAAAAGGGUGAAGCUUUCUCGAACAGAGGUGAUGCAGAAAAUCGGAGAGCUCUUCGCACUGAGGCACUGCAUAAACCUGAGCUCCGACCUGCUGCAGACCCCUGACUUCUACUGGGACCGAGAGAACCUGGAGCAGCUCUACGACAAAACCUGCCAGUUCCUCAGCAUCAACCGCCGGGUCAAGGUGAUGAACGAGAAGCUGCAGCACUGCACGGAGCUGACGGACAUGAUGCGCAACUACCUGAGCGAGAAGCACGGCCUGCGUCUCGAGUGGAUGAUCGUCAUCCUCAUCACCAUCGAGGUGAUGUUUGAACUUGCCAGAGUGAUCUUUUAAAAAGAAAGGCAAAGACGGACAACAACAUGCUCCAAGAUCUGCAGACCGUGCACAUUUGAACAAGGAAGAAGCAGAUGCCCUUAGCCACAAUUCACCCAAACUCCAAGACAUCACGUCUUCAAAUCGGCUCUUAUUUUGACUGACCAUGAACGUUCAAGACAUAUUCAAGAACUGAAAUGAAUCAAGUAUAACUCCAGUAUGCUUAAUUUAUAUGCCUUCAUUGUUAUUGUUAUUUUAGGAAUCUCAGAUUGAUGUCACAAGCACUAUAUUUGCCCCCCUGAACAACCAGUCACAGUUCUGAUGAAGUCAAUUGGCCGCAUCAAGAGCAGCAGUGUACCUGAUUGGCCCAUCCCCUUUCUGUGUCCUUCAUCUUAAUGGCAGUUGUGAUGUGAGACCCCCUCCCCCCCCCCCCCUUCAGUAGUACUGAAGUAUCGAUUAUGGACAGGGGCUGGCAGAAGUCCAUGCUUUUUAUAGUAACGAACACGUGCCUCUAAGACGCCAUUGCCUUUCUACUCAUGUUCAGCUCCUUCAGCUUGUCAGGGGAGAGACCGGUGAAUUUCAAAUUUCAAAAGCCUUCCACAUUCCAGAACCUUGUAAUUGUUUUACCUGAGAUGUCUUCAAUAGCACACAGCUGACGUCUGGAGAUUACCGUCAGUUACACAGUUGGGAGAAAAAUGUGUCAAAGGAAUCUGUACGCCUACGCGGAAGUGAAUUAAAUCUUGGCGGAGAAAAUUGAGCUCAAACUUUUAAGGCUUUCACCCUGGUUAUCAUAAACAUAGCUGAGGCACUUCUCAAGUCAUAGUCUGGAUUCAGUAAUCAUUUUUAAUUUACAAAACUUAUCUGGCAUUACAUGAUGAAAAAUGAGUACAACACUUUGGCAAGUUUAAUUCAGUACAAAAUGCUGAAUUUUCUGGUGUCUAAAUGUGACGUUUUUUAACGUCUGCAUUGCAAUCAGCACUGUCCCACAGAAAUCUAAUUAAUGUUUCCCAUUGAUUUUCAAUUAUUAGAAAAACACUGUUAAAAGAUGUCUUUAUUGCUGCAGUCCCCUGCAAAUUGAGGGGGGAUUGGGAGUGGGGGGAUGAUACUUUUUGAGAUGGAUUACUCUCAGAAUAUCUUGUCUGCUUAAAAGCACAAGGAAGUGUCGUUGGCAGCUACUUAGCGACGAGCUUCGAACACAAACGUGAACACCAGCCAAUUUGUCAGCGAUAUUAGCGGUGACAUGGUUGUACUUGACACGUGACCUUCAGCCAGGGAGUUAGCGCAUAAGAAGGAUGCAUUUCACUCGCUGUACAAGACAUUUAGAAUUAAAUAUAUUUUUGGGCACAGUUUCGAGAGAGUGUGUGCUAUUUGAUCCUUUACAUAACUCUUACAUGCCUUUCCAAGAUGAGUUCAAGGUGUAUGUCUACCAAUCAGUUGUUUUUUUUUUAUACUAUAUGCUACACUUCUAUUUGAGCUUAAACAUUUUACAACAGUAAACAUGCAACAGUAUUCUAGAAAGCGAAAAUGAAAGGCUUUUGCUCUGGUUUAUAAUUUCAAUAUUACUGAAGAUCACUGGGUUCAUGUCUACCUUUGUCCUUGAACUUGAAUGCCACAUUACUUUUUUGACCAAAAAUAGCUUUUUCCCCAUUUCUCUUGCGAUCAUGUACCCUCACACAAACAACAUAAUACAAACCAUUCUGUAA
Conger conger (European conger) is the source of this 3417-nucleotide messenger RNA. RefSeq names its product required for meiotic nuclear division 1 homolog (gene rmnd1). The transcript is spliced from 12 exons. The coding region runs from base 449 to 1735 and encodes 428 amino acids. Gene Ontology annotation, biological process: positive regulation of mitochondrial translation. NCBI's taxonomy places the organism in Eukaryota, Metazoa, Chordata, Actinopteri, Anguilliformes, Congridae. The record is from RefSeq and is a predicted model, not a curated record.